Molecule: messenger RNA, 330 nt
Organism: Penicillium lagena
Lineage: Eukaryota; Fungi; Ascomycota; Eurotiomycetes; Eurotiales; Aspergillaceae
Exons: 1
Coding region: 1-330 (109 amino acids)
Source: RefSeq, a predicted model, not a curated record
AUGAAGCAGCUCCAGACGGCCGGCGGAGGGCGACCGAUGUCGUUCCUAAACACAGUGGACAAAGUAAUAGAGGCACUCAUAGCGGAACGCGUCACUCAGGUAGUGGAGAGCAACGGGCUCCUCCCAGCAAACCAGAUACGCAACAGACAGGGCAGGUCCACGAAGCUAGCGGUCAGGCUACUUACGGACCAGGUCCGUACGGCGUGGUCCCAUAAGGCAGUCGCCUCGCUCUUACAGCUAGACAUCCAGGGAGCCUUCGACACCAUAUGCCACCAGCGACUCCUGGACACUCUACAAAAGAAGGGAUUUCCGCACUGGGUAAUCAACUAG